Molecule: messenger RNA, 12861 nt
Organism: Musca domestica (house fly)
Lineage: Eukaryota; Metazoa; Arthropoda; Insecta; Diptera; Muscidae
Gene: Kr-h1
Product: Krueppel homolog 1
Exons: 5
Coding region: 2956-5670 (904 amino acids)
Biological process (GO): regulation of transcription by RNA polymerase II
Molecular function (GO): RNA polymerase II cis-regulatory region sequence-specific DNA binding; DNA-binding transcription factor activity, RNA polymerase II-specific
Source: RefSeq, a predicted model, not a curated record
CCGUUUAACGACGACGACAACAUUUGUGACUGCGGCGGUACACACGGCGUAUUGGCUGGCUAUUCUUUUUCAUAACGCUUUGCCGCAAUGUAUUUCAAACUGAACUCGCAACGCGUUAACAACAUACACAGAAAAUUUAAUUAACGUAACGUUUUGUGUUAUUUUUUUAAAAUACAAAAAUAAAAAAACAACAAUACAACGCUCGAGACGUUCUAAAAGAAGAAGAAAAAAAUUUGGAUAAAAAUAUUCCUCAAAAAAUAAAUUAAUUAAAAUUUGAAAACUGGUGGAAUUAAAUAUUAAAUUAAUUUACAAAAAAAGAAAAUUAAUUUUAAAAAAUUGAUCUCAUUUCCAAAAAAAUACAUAAACAACACAAAUUAUUUUAAGAAAUGCCUUAAAGUUUUUUUUAAGUUUGUACAACAAUUACAAGAAACAAAAAAAUACAAAAGAAUUAAUUAACAAUUUUUUAAUUAAAUUAAAUUUAAAAAAAGGAAUUAAUUUGAAAAUAAUAUUUUUUACAAAAAAAUAAUAAAAAAAAAAAAUAAAAAACAGACCAAGAAUUAAAAUAAAAAUAAGAAAGAGACCACAAAUUUAAGGUGAAAUUGAAGCAAGGAUUAAUAAAUAAAAAAUAAUAAGAAUUAAAAAAAAAAAAUAAAAAUAAUAUUAAACAUUAUUAAAAUAAAGGUGCAAUUGAAACAAAUAAGAAAAAUUAAAAUAAAAGCAAGAAUAUAUUAAAAAAUACUGAAAAUCAUAAUCCAAGUGUUCCAAGAAAAUAAAAGUAAAUUUCAAAUUAAAUAAAUAGAAAUUAAAAAUAAAAAAAUUAUUUCGAAAAAAAUUAAUUAUUUUUAAAAUAAUAAAAAAUAAAUUAAAAAUUAAAUUAAACAUAUUAAUGAGACUAAAUAAAAAUUGAAUAAAAAUAUCAGUGUUCCAAUAGUUGAAAUAAAACAACAACAAAACUUAAAUUAAAAAAAAUAAAUAAUUAAAGAAAAAAUUUAAAUAUUAAAAAAAAAUAAUAAUAAUAAGACCAAACAAUUAAAACCUAUUUCAGUGUUCCAACAACCAACCACAAAAAAUAGCCUGAAAAAAAAUUAAAUAAUUGAAAAAUAAUUUUCAAUAUUUUUGUAUAAAAAUUAGAAAAAAAAAAUUAUACAAAAACUGAAAUAAAUAAAAAAUAUAUCAGUGCUGGAAAAGUGGCUAAUACAAACAUCAAGAAAGAAAUCAAUAACAAAAAUAGUGUUCCAAAAGUUAAAAAAAAAAAACAAGAACAAGGAAUAUUCAUAAAAAAAUAUUACAAAAAAUAAUUAAAAAAAAAUAUUUAAAAAUUAAUAUUUUUUAAAAUUAAAAAAAUACAUUCAGCUGACAUCAAAAAUAUUGAAUUGAAAUAUUUUUCCCAUAAAAAAAUCCACACAACAAUUAAUUAAAAAUCACUGAAAAUUAUAUAAGACUGAUUAUAUUUCUCUCCGCAUGGAUGUGGGUAUAGCUGACAGCCGAUCAUAAAUGGAAUAUAAAUACACUCAAAAGAAAAAUUGUGAAAUUUCAAUAUCAAAUACCCAGAAUAACAACAACAACAAAUAUUCCUGCAAAUAAAAAAUUCUGUAAAUUCAUUUUGCGCAAAAUUGAAAAAACCGCAACAACAAAAUAAAAAUUCCUAGAACUCGUCACACAAAAUAAUAACAGCAACAACAGCCACAACAACAAGAAAAAAUAAUUAAUAAUUAAUUUUAAUUUACAACAACAAAACCUAGGUCAAUAUUGUUUAUAGUGACAUAAGUUGUGACGAUGAGACCGCGCCAAAAGCAGCAACAACAACAGCCACACAACGCGGAAAAAUAAUAGCAAGUCAAACGGAAGGGAAGCCAAAAGAGAAACAAAUAAAAUAAAAUAACAAAAGAAAAACGAAGAAACAAAAAAAUUAUCAACAAAUUCGUAACAAAUGCAAAGAGAAUAGAAAAAAAAAACAUAACAACAACAACCCUCAAGAGAGUGGGAACUAAUCACAACGACAGCUUGGCCUACUGUUCACCUAGAAAAAUCACAGAGGUCCCACCCCCACAUACCCUCAUGCAAAGUGUUGAGUUUUGCAAAGAACGACAAGCAGAAUAAAAAUAAAUAAAUAAAAAAUAAAAAUAAAACAAAUCAAUUAAAAAUCUUAAUCGCGGGACAGAUAGGAGCACAGCAGCAGUGCAGUGAAGCAGUGACAGCGGAAGAAAAAAAAUCUCCUAUAAAGUAUAACAUUGUCUGAGUAGUAGAGACCCCCUAGAUUACCCAUACAUUGGCAAUCACGUGUAGCUUUUUUGUUUUGCUGAGGUGUAGGCAGUGAAAUACCACCCCCACACCCCUUAACCUACCCCCUGCAAAAAGCUGCUCACAUGAGAACUCUGAUGAUGUUUAGAUAUUGACGCAUUCCAUCCUCCCUCCCCAGCUACCAAUAGUUGUUGAUAUCAAGCCAAGAAUUUUGUUUUCAUAGAAUUUCAAUACGAUUCUCAAAGUGGACUGACUACCGUCGUCGUCGUCUCUCUCUAGCUUCCAUUGAUUCUCAAUUCUCUGGCAAUUUGCUGCAAUACGUUAUUUAAUAUAAACAUUGUAUCCGUUAAUUUGUUUUGUUGUUAUCAAGAAAUAGAUAAUUUGUUAUUUUAAUUUGUCGAUGAAUUGAGAGAAAUUGAAUUCGCUUUCAAAAGCCAUUUGGCAGUGGCGAUAAACUAUUAAAAUGCUAGAGACGGGUAUUGUUGAUUCUAAAAAUUUGACAAAUUGAUUUGAAAAUAAUAAUAAGAAAAUCAAAACAACAACAAAGAAACUGAUCAAAAAAAUUCCAAGACUCUGCAAAUUGCCAAAAAAAUAAACAAAAUCCCCAAAAUAACUUCAAAACAUCUCCCUAAGGAAAGGCAUCACAAUUUUGGAUUAUUUCCCUUUGGAAACCCUGUCAACUAUUUCACAAUAUAUGAAUCACAAAACAGCACGAUGGUUUAUUACCAAUCGACGCCACUGAUUAUAAAAUCGGAACAACCUAGUCAGACGCAAUUAUGCGGUCCAUUGUCACAUGCAAUGCCAAUGCAACAUUUAACACAGCAGCAGCAACAUCAGCUCCAACAACAGCAUCACCAACAACAACAACAAUCCAUUAACGCAUAUGGCCUAAAUAAUGUGGCCAUAAACAUGCAACAACAAAUGUCGCAAAAUAAUGGCAAUUCAAGUAUUAACAACAAUCACUCACAAUCACACCAACUUCUGCAACACCACCAGCAGCAACAACAACAAUAUUUAACAAAUAUCAAAUCAGAAUUAUUACCACCGGGUAUUUCACUAUAUUCAACAACAACAACAGCAAACAAUCAUCACCUCCAACAACAACAACAACCUGCUUCCCUUAACAAUUCUACAUCACCUGCAACGCUGCAAAAUGUAAGCAGCAGUACAACAGCCUCGUCACCGGCCGUCACAUCUUCAACGACAGUGGUGGGCCGGAAAACAAAUCCCAAUAAGCCACAAUUCAAAUGUGAACAAUGUGGCAUGACAUUUGGCAGCAAAUCGGCCCAUACCUCCCACACCAAGUCGCAUAUAAAAAAUGGGGAGUUGAGUCUAAUAAAUGGUGGUGCUGCAGUGUCGGGUACAACCACACCGGCCUCCAUGAUCAAUGGCUUUGAGCUGAAUGAAACCGGCCUACCCAAAACACCACCCAUCAAACCCAAUGCCAAUGCUGCCUCAAAUGGUGGCGAUCCCUAUCAAUGUAAUGUCUGCCAGAAGACAUUUGCUGUACCCGCAAGACUGAUUCGUCAUUAUCGCACACAUACUGGCGAAAGACCCUUCGAAUGUGAAUUUUGUCACAAACUUUUCAGCGUCAAGGAAAACCUCCAGGUCCAUCGGCGCAUACAUACCAAAGAGCGACCCUACAAGUGUGAUGUCUGUGGUCGGGCAUUCGAACAUUCGGGAAAACUGCAUCGUCACAUGCGUAUCCAUACGGGCGAGAGGCCCCACAAAUGUUCGGUGUGUGAAAAGACCUUCAUCCAGUCGGGUCAAUUAGUCAUACACAUGCGCACGCAUACCGGUGAAAAACCCUAUAAAUGUCCCGUGGAAGGUUGUGGCAAAGGCUUCACCUGCUCCAAACAGCUAAAGGUCCACUCGCGUACCCAUACCGGAGAAAAGCCCUACCACUGCGACAUCUGCUUCCGUGACUUUGGUUACAAUCAUGUACUCAAGUUACACAAGGUCCAGCAUUAUGGUUCCAAGUGCUAUAAAUGCACGAUAUGUGACGAGACUUUCAAGAGUAAAAAAGAAAUGGAGGCUCACAUUAAGGGUCAUGCCAAUGAAAUGGCCGAUGAGGACGAAGAGGGAGCGGCAGCAAAUGGAAAUCCUGCAGAGUCUGGUAGUGUUUUAGCCAACACUUCACCCUCCUCUUCGGUGUCCACAACAUCGGGAGUUGAAACCUUAUCCGGACCAAGCUCACCGCAAUCACCCAGCUCCAGCAUAGGUACCAGUACCUCAUCGAGCCUUACAAAGUCGAGAAAACCACGACAAGAAAAAUCACGUUCCAUCAGUACUUCGGGACCCUUGAGUCCAGCAUCGCCGGGAUCACCAUCAUCCUCAAUGUCACCCUCAUCAACAUAUACUUCAAGGUUAUCAGCCGGUUCGCCAACAUCCUCCGUGGCCUCUCCCACCCUGUCGCUAAGCAUGGAAACUGAUCAUCACAGCAGGGAUAGUGGGGUGGCCAGCGGUUCCAUACCCACAUCACAGUGUACAAGACAAUUGGCCGCAGCCACAUUAGUGGAUAUGAGUCAUCAAGGAGCCAACUUUGCCAUGGCCGAUGAAAUGCCCACAGAUCUAAGUGUUGGCCAGCAGCAGCAGCAGCAGCAGCACUCUCAGCCCACGACCCAACACAUGGAACAAAAUAUGGGCUAUCAUUACCAAAGUUCUUCUUCGCCACCUCCACAUCAACAGCAGCAACAACAAUAUCAUCAUUAUAUGAGCCCCAACUCUCCAGAUCCUCACCAACAUCAUCAUCAGCAGCAGCAGUCACCAGCCCUCUAUGAACAACAACAGCAACACCAUCAAUCGCAGCAGCACCACCAGCAACCCACUAUUAAUCCUGCCCUCCUAGAAGCUGCUACACUUGUUAGUCGCAAUGAAGAUGAUGUCCAGGCGGCCAUACAAAUAAUGCAGUUACGUCGUCCCCAACAAAAAUCGAAUAAUCAUCAUCACAACAUGUUGUACCCUGAGCUACAGGCGGCACAUCAUCACCAACAACCCCAUUUACCGCCCAGCAUACAUCAAAGUCUGAUAGCCCCGCUAAUAGAACAUUACAGCGAUGCUAAUCAGGACGCUACAGAUCUCAUUGAGCACUACAAGCGUAACGAAUUGUCGAGGCAGGGUUUGGCCAAGGGCUAUGCUCCAGUACCCAAAUUUGAAUCUUCUCUACGCAAUAAUGACAUUCUCCUGAGGCAAGUGGAAGCCGCCAUUGCCCCCUUGCAUACCUCGGUCGACUCGCCCGAACGUUCAUCAUCACCCGAAAGUGAUAUGUUAAUGGCCGAACGGGAUUUGCCAUUGAGAAAACGUAAACUCUAUAUGAAUGACUGUGCCGGCGAUGCUAGUGAUCUGGAAGCGGCGGCAGGCAGUGCAAAAGAAAUGGAUCAAAAAGUUAUGCGCCACAGUUCGGUAAUACAAUUUGCCAAAGCUUCAUAGGACGAAUGGCUUCGAAUGAAGCGAAGGCGUCUACAGAGCAAUCAAUGAAAUAGGCUCUAAAAGAAACGGGAACAAAGAGAGUCUGAUUUUUUCCUUUUGUUUAGCUGUGCGCAUAUGAAUUGUGACAAUUAAGGUACGACAAUGAGUAUAGAGAGGUUACACCCAUAUGGAGCUCCUUAAAACAAUUUUUUAUUAAAAAAAAAGAAAAAAAAACCAUAACUAGAGAAGACUGCUGCAUAAAUGAUAGAAAACAAAAACAAAACUUAACAAUUUUCAUAAAAUUUUAAGAAGAUAAAUCCAAAAAAAAAAACAAAAAUAUAAAUUAUGAAGGUAUAAGAGAAAAAAGGCAAGAAAAUCCCUCAUUAUACAGAAAAGGUAGAAAAAAUAUAUUAUUUUUUUAUAUUUUAUGUGUACAAUUAAAAAGUAAAAAUACUACUAAACAACUUGAAAGCAAAGUGAAGAGAAAGGGAAUUUUAAAUGAGAGAGAAAACAAAUCCAUCUGACGUUCUUGUAGCUUGGCAAAUUUUGAUAAGUGUAAUCAUUUUGGGCUUCGACUGUAGGUUGUUUAUGGCUUAUGCUCUCCCAAAUAUUUGCUUGAAAGCCUAAAAAAGGGAAGGAAUUGAGAGUUUCGACUUAAAAGUUUUACCGCUGAAACUUUUUAAAAUUCAGUUGCAAAAAAUUGCUCAUUAAAAGUUCAAGUCCGAUCAGCUGAUUUGUAUUCCAGCUGUCUUGCGAUGUAAAACGUAAAAAAAUGUAAUUUAACUACUUUUGGCUUCAUAAAUCAAGUUCUUAUAUCCGCGUCUGAACUGAAUUAAAUCCAGCUUUGGUAUAGGGAUGUUUAGAUCGACUAUUAACGAAUCGAUUUUGGUAACUGUCUUUGAUGUAGGGACAUAAAGCUACGAUAUAGACGUAUCCUUCAAUCUCGUUAUGCUGCUUUUUUCUCCGCAAAUAUAAAAUUUGCAUUCGUUUUUCUCUUCACUUUGACUUUCGACUAUAAAAUUGCAACAUUAAAAUAACACAUUUUAUUUUGUAGUUAUUAUUUUUAGAUCAUUAAUUUUCUAUUUUUAUUGUUUUACGCAUCAACGCACUAUGUAAUAUAUUAUUAUUUUUAAAUUUAAAAAUAAUUUAAUUUUUUGUUUUAAUUUUUAAAAUAAUUUAUGUUACGUUCUGAACCUAUGUUUUUUGGAAAAACUUUAAAGAUAUAAUCAAAAAUUUAUGUUUUAUAAAAUAAAAAAAAAUGAAUUAUUUUGUUAAGUUGUAAACAUUUAGUUUAUUUUAUUAUAAUUUCGAAAAAGAAUUAUAUCACUUUCAUUGCUGUGUCAUGUUAUGGAACAUUAACAUAUAACUUAAAGAAAUCAUUAUUAUUAAAAUAUUAUUUACAAAACAAAUUUAAUUAGUAAUUUAUUUUGCUAUGCCAAAAGUAUUAUUUUCUUAAAAAAAAUUAUAUAGAUUUGUUUUUAUUUUUGAAAAAAAAUUUGGUUAAGUUUGAAAACACAAAAUUGUAGUAAGAAAUAAUAACAACACAAAAAUUCUAUAUAAUUUGGUAGGAUUUGUUAGGUUAAUUUUUUUUAUAACACAAAGGGCAAAGGAAACAAACCAAUAAUUAAAAUUCACAGGCAGUUCUGAACCAAAGGGCUUUUAUACUUUGAUUCCGAACUGAUAUUUUUAAUUAUUUGAUUUCCCCAUACUUGUGUUAUAAACAAAACAAAUUACAAACAUUUCAUUUAAGUGCAUUAUGUAGUAAUUAUGUUUAUAAAAGAAAUUAUAUAACAAUACUGUUUAAUAAUAAUUAUUAUUUUUAGAUUUGUAUUUUUAGUCUUCUUGUGUUUCAUUUUUUUUCUUUUCAAUUUUUUUGUAUUAAAAAGCCAUCACUACUUUACUAAUAUUAAAAAAAUAAACAAAUAAUUAUAAUUAAUUCUUUACUAAAACAAAAAAUAGAACACAAGAACAUUAACCACAUACUAGUUAGUUAACCCCCUUCCCUUUAGUUUAAAUCGGUAAUUAUAAUUAUAUAUAAAAAUAAAACACAAAGAAAACAAUCCCCCAAUAUAAAAAAUAUAAUAUUUAUAUUCAAAUGAUUUGAAAAAAAAAUUACAAACUUUUGUUUUAUUUACUUUUUGGUUUGUAGUUUCUUUUGUUGUGGUCGACUUUUUGUUUGUUUGAUGACUUUUAGGUUUAAACGUGGUAGAAUUAAGAAGGUAAAGUCGUGAAAUCGUAUGUUUACUGCUAGCAAGCCCAUCUGACAACUAAGUUUUCUGUCAAAGGACAUAAUUGUUAUUUGAAAUCAAAGUGAUUCAAAUCCCGAUAGGGCAAAAACUACUAAGUUUAUUGUCAAAUUGUUGCCAAAAGCAGUCAGUCUCCUGUCAGGGAUCCUGUUUUCUGUGCAGUGAAUUUUGGCAAAGUAAAUAACAGAAAAUACAGAGAUGGGUAUGCUUAUUUGAAAUUACUUUAUCUUUUUUAAUUUUGCCCAUGGUAAAAUUAAGAAGGUAAAGUCAUUUCAAAUAAGACUAUCCAUCUCUGCAUUUAUGUAACUUACCUUGUCAAAUUUCACUGAAUAAUAAAGAACAGGUUCCCACCCCGCGUUUCUGUAUAUGCAAUGGAUUUAUACAUUUGGCAAUGAUAUGUUGUCAAAUACAUAAUUGUGAAAAAAUUGUAAACAUAUGAUUACAUGACUUUACCUUCUUAAUUCUACCAUGAUUUUAACAAAAUUCAAUGCGUCUUAAAUAAAAUAGAAAUCCUCUUUUUCUCUUCGCCUAUGGAACAAAGGAGUGUGGGCCCAAAAUCGAACUAAGUCAACCUAAACCUCCUUUGUUCCCCUACAAAGAAGCCAGCCGGUGACUUAAGCCAGUAUCCCCUUAAUGGUGCGAAUACAUAAGAAGCUUGAAGUCAUGGCUAUGCCAUGGCAGAAGAAUACAGGUAGAUGCAUCAACGCUUGAGAGUAUUAAUAAGUCAAAAAAAAUUGAAAUGUUUUUUCAAAUAUAAGUAGAUUUUUAUAUGUUUUCUUAUACUACGUCAUUCGCAGGCUAUUAUAAUUCGCGUUUUCAACAAUUUUUACAAAUUUAAAUAAUUUUUCAUUCAACAUUUUCAAUUCCAAAUUGGUUUGACAGUUCAUUGUCCCAGCAGCUGUGUCGACGCGUCUAUAUAUAUUCUUCUACCAUGGGCUAGGCACAAUUUGUGACUUUUCAGAGCCGCACUAAAAUCCUGCCGUCGUUUUCCAUUAUAAUUUGACAUUAGCCAUGACCUCUAGCAUUUUAUGCACUUGCACCUUAAAGGUGGGGAUGGCAAUGAUGGAAAUGAACAAAGGAGCCUAGGGCCCAAAUCGAUCUAAGUCAACCUUAAACUCCUUUUUUCAUCUACGAAGAAGCCAGCCGAAGACUUAAGCCAGCCAAAUAUGCGCUUUAUGUAUUUCCACCGUAAGGAUGUUUAAAGUUUCGUUACAUGACAAGGGACACGUUUACAUUGAACACCUUUGUGAUAAUUAAAUAAACUCGAUAAAUUCGACACAACAUUAUCACGAUUUGUCAAUUGUCACAGUAAAAGGUUUCAACGUAAACCCUAGGAAUGUCCCUAGGAAUGAAACGAUACUAUAAGCAUGUUUACAUAUGAACAACAGAAAAACGAAUGAUUAAAAAGUUGACAAAUUUUUGAGAACAGCUGUUUGGAACGCCUUUUAAUAGUAUCGUGGAAGUUCAAACUUCAAGAGAAACCCCUGAUGUUUAAUUUCUUUAAUAUCUAUUUUCAAUACAAUUUUAAUUAUGCGCUUUCUUUCGUAAUGUUAUUAUUCCUUUUAUUUAAUAUUUAUAAUCAUUUAAUUUUUGUAUUUACGUUUUUCACAAUUUUUCCUAGUUUUCUUUAAUGAAAUAAAAAAACCUCAAAAUUGCAAUAUAAAUUUUAAAUUCCCCAAAAUAAUAAUAAAUCAUAAAACCUCAAACUACUUGCAAUAAUAAUUCAAAAUUCAUCCAAACAGAAAAGCCAUAUUGGUUUAUAAACAAAAAAUAUUUGCUAGAAUAAACAAUAACAAAUUGCUCUCAAUUACCGAAGAAACAAAACAAUAUUUUUUGCAUAUAAUCAAAGUUAAAACUAUAGUAAGAAUAAUUAUUUAAGCUAAACUAACAAAUAACAAUGUCUUAGAACAAUUUAAAAAUAAUAAUAAUAAUAAAUAUGAAGGACUAAUAUUUAAAUUAUAAAGUAAACAUAUAUUUUAUAAAGAGAAAAAAUAACGGAAAUGUAAUAAGAAACAAAUUAUAAUCAUUUUCUAAUGUCAGGUUUACAUGGAAGGCAUUUACGGUGAAUUUUCAUGGUGAAUGGCUUCAAUGUAAACAUAGCAUAAGGCAAAUGAGUGAAAACGCAAAAGUAUUUUCUCAGACUACAUUAUAACAUGUUUACACUUCACACGAUAAUUUGAAUUUAGAUAGUGGAACUGACAAUUUAAAUUUCUACUAUUAUCUAAAUCUAGUACACUCUAAACCUAUUAUUAGCCUAUCGGAAAUGACAUAAGAAUAGCUGGUUUGGAUUUUUUUAAGACUAACUUACACAGUUUUCUGAUAAUACAUCAUUUAUUAUAAAAAAAGUUCAAUACAAAUAAUGCCGUUUUACGGUAGAUUUUUAGGUUUCACUUACUUGAUUUACUUGAAAUAUAAGUAAUGGAUAUGACAAUUUUAAUCCAAAUCCAGUGUGUUAAACCAUUUAUAUAUAAACGUACUGUAAAGGUGAGAAUACAUAAAACGCUUAUUUGAUUGGAUUGGUGAUGAUACCAUAAGCAGCCGGGCAUCUUAGCAUGGCUUUUUUGUUGACAUUACCAUAAACGUAUGUCAAAAUUGCACCCGAAACCUGGCGUCGCUUUUCCUGAUAAUUUGACAAUAAUAAAAAAGUGGCAUUACCUUUAUGUUUCUAUGAAUUACAAAUGACGCCGUAUGAACGCGUUAAUUCGAGUAUGCAGUUUUGAGAGAGAUACCUUCGAUUUAAUUUCUAAUGAGAACGUGGUAUUAAUUGUGUUGUCUUUUGUAAAUGCAGAAUUCGUGAAGAUCAGCUGGUUUUACCAGGUGACAUUUCACGCAUGGUAUAUGUCAUGGUAGAAGAAUAUAGAUAGACGCGUCGACAUAGCUGCUGGGACAGUGAACUGUCAAAUUUCCAAAACCGGUUUGACAGUUCAUUGUUCCAGCAGCUGUGUCGAUGCGACUACCCAUGGUAGAAGAAUAUAGGUAGAUGCAACAACGCUUGGGAACAUUAAUAUGUCAAAAAUUUUAAAGUUUUUUGUCAAAAAUAAGAAGAUAUUUAUAUGUUUUCUUAUACGACGCAAAUCGGAGGUUGUAAAGAUAUGUAUUUUUCAACAAUUUAAACGUGCAUUGGAUUUAGUUUGUCAUUUCCAUUGUAAAUCACCCAAAUGAAUGCACUUCCAGCAGAAACCCCAUGUAAACAUGAUAUUAAGGAACAUAUUAGAAAAUAUUUUUUUUUGCGUUUUCAUUUCAGCAAACAUUUCCUUUUUAUAAUUACAUCUAAAAAAACUAACCAACAAAAUAUAGUUUUAAUAAAUUUAAAUUUUAUACCAAACCUAGUUUAAUCUAAUUAUUUGUCACAAUCAUCAAUAACAUCCGGCAACAUAAAUUCCAUUGUCAAUAUUAAAAAUUGUAUUAAAUAAUUGCAAGGAUUUCCCAUUCACCAAUCACAUUCAAAAUUGUCACUUUCAUUUUAUAAAGAAUAAAAAUUCAAAAAAACAUAUUGUAAUUUAUAACCUAUAACCUAUUCACUACCAUAAAAUCAUCUUUCAUAUAUAUAUACAACACAUAAAAAUAAUUAUGCCUAUAAAAAUACUAAAAAUAACAAAACAUACAUUCAUAUAUAAAUAUAUUCAAACUAUGGAACUGAUAACAUAAAUGUUAAGAUUGAAAUCAAUUUUUUAUACCAAAAUAAUAAUAAUAUAAAUAUGCCAAAAAAAACAAGUUUGUAAUAAAAUUAAAGUACCCCAUAAAUAGACUACUAUUUGAAAAUAUAACAAGAAAAAACCCAAUGGCCAAUAAGAGUGACAUUUUCUAUAUGAAUAUACAUAUGUGGCUUCAUUCUCCGGAAUUCUAACAAAAAAUGUUUGUGAAAAUUAAUAUUACGUGAUUUACAAAUACUCGUACUUUAUUUGAAAUAAAUUCAAGGGAAUUGUCAAUUUAUAUAACGCGUUCGGUGUAAAUACGGCUUAACACAUAUGAUCCCUAAUGCCACGUUUUCACUGGGAAAUUGAUUUAUCAUUUUAUUGCAUUGUAGAAGAUAAAGGUAGAUGCAUCAACGCUUGGGAACAUUGAUAUUUCCCAAAAAUAAGUAGAUUUUUACAUGUCUUCUGCUACGAAGCUAAUCGGAAGUUAUUAUGAUAUGCAUUUUUUAAAAGAUUUUACAAAGUUCAAUAAUUUUUAUUGAUAAUUUUCAAUUCCAAAAUCGGUUUGACAAUCCAUUAUCCCAGCAGAUGUGUCGAUGCGACUGCCUGUAUUCUUCUACCAUGAUUUUUAUACAUUUUACGUCAAGAUAAUAAUGAUGGAGUACAUUAUUUAUGACUACAUUUUAACCUUUCAUAACGGUAAAGUGACGUAUGUUGAUUAAUUCUCAAAGUAGGUAUAUUGGCACCUGUGAACAUUGAUAUGUCAAAAAAUGGAAAAAUUACUUCAAAAAUAAAUUUAUUUUUUUUUAUAUUUUCUAAUUCGUUGAGGCUUAGAGAAUGCUUUUGUGUGGUGUUUCCACAAAUGUUAUUAAUAAAAAAGAUUUUUUUUUUCAAAAUUUUGAAUUCCGAAAUAAAAUUUUGACGGUUCAUUGUACCAGCUGCUGUGCUGAUGCGACUACCGGUAUUAUUUUGCCAUCCUAAUGUAUAAAAUGUAAAAAACAUAUGUGAAAUAGAUGAAAAACUAUUGUGACAUUUGACACAUGUCACUUCCCAAUGGCCAACUACCAACAAAUACUCAAUUAAUGUACAUAAUAAAAUGUAUUUAAAUAAAAAAAAAUCUCUCCCUCCCCGUAGACCUUUCACGACAAGGAAAACAAUAAAUUAUUAACUGAAAACCCCCCAAACUAAAAAAUACAACUCCAACAACAAUGUGUAAGAUCAUAAUUUUUUUAUAAUAAAACCAAAUUAGUUUAUAAUCAAUAACACAAGCAAAUAAUUUAUAUAACAAUAAUAAAAAUAUAUACAUAAAUAUAUUGAAAUCUGACAAAUAA